AUGGCGCCUCCUCCAACGGAAGGGCAGCUCCGGCAUGGAUCAGAGGAUACUGAGAUCCUCUGCCUUUCUGUUCACGGAGAAGGCCACCCCAGCGUUUGCACGGAUCAGCCGUCAUCCCUAGGCGGCCCCGCGGCCCAAAUUACAGAACCCCGUGAUGACCAUGCGCUCGUGUCCACAGAAUCAGAUCGGUUUUCCUUGCGCGCUCUUGAGCUCGUGAGCGCACAGUUGGACAGCGACGACCAGUGCCAUGCCGAACUGAUGGAGGAGGACAGCGAUGACAAGGAUGGUAGCCAUGACGAGGAGGACAGCGAUGAAUCUGAUGCCCAAACGGCAGACGAGAACAGUGAUGAUGAGGAGGUUAGGGAUGAAUACUAUGCCCAAGUGAUUGGCCAGGACAGCGAGACAAAUUGCCCAGGAAAAAAAUACUCCGAGGAAGAAGCGGAUGAAGUAGUGUCCAGAUGGUUGCGCAGUUUCAACAAAGCGUAUGGAGACUGCUUGAACCUGCGUUUGGAGAUUCUAGCCCGGGGUGAUAAGAAUGCUUGUCUUCCUUCUUUUCCUUUGAAAGUACUCCCCGUGGUAACAAGUCUACGCAUUACAAGCAACAUCUGCUACCACCGCGAAUACAUGACCCAUGACACUUCCACGACUGCAUCAAUUCUUGGGUAUCCCAAUCCAAGAACCAUGCUACAGGUCUUCUCUUUGCGCUUGGCAAGCUAUGAAUCCUAUCCCGUUAGUGUUUAUGGAAUUUUCGCUGUUAGAGAUGUUCUGGAACCACGGCGGAAUCUUAUCUUUAACCAUCGGAGAGAGGAUGCUGUCACAAUUGAGCAGGAUUUUUUCACCUUACCUCUUUGUAGCCCCUGUCGAGGGAUGUAUGCACCGGAUCAGGCAUUACUGGAAGUUGAUCUAUGGGUGAAGGAGGGAGAUGGAUCGCCUGACGAACAGUUGCUCUCUGCGUAUGUUGAGAUUUAUUUCCAGUCACGUUUUGAUGAGAUGCGAACAGGACGGAUUCCAGGUGACAGUUGCAGCUUGGAGAUAGACUUCAUGUUCCUUUCACUGAGUGUUGAGGCUGUGAUACAAAUCUUUGCAAAGGUUGACCAUCCUCAUCAUUUGAGAUUUACCUCUUUCAGCAGUGGCUUUGAUCAUGAGAUUGUGCUGUUUGGUGACAAAUUCGUUGGGAGCGGGAGCCUAAACCAACAUGUCGUCGCCGUGAGGGAGAAGGGGAAAUUGGAUGUUCGCUUACAAGUGGAGAAAAUGGUGUUUCAAUGGACUUUCCAAGAUGGGGUGGCUGCAACUAUUAGUUCUCCAAACGACUCGAUCCUAGAGUAUGGUCAGUUUGUUGUGAGGGUGUUAUUUGCUCCAAAGGACUUGCAACCAGUUAGACGACAUGGCUACUGA
Molecule: messenger RNA, 1395 nt
Organism: Triticum turgidum subsp. durum (durum wheat)
Lineage: Eukaryota; Viridiplantae; Streptophyta; Magnoliopsida; Poales; Poaceae
Source: the annotation of a GenBank genome assembly